AUGGGAGGCCCGCGGCGCCUGCUGCUGGUCUCCAACUCUACCCUGCAUGGAGGGGGAUACCUGGGCCACUGCCAGCAGCAAAUUCAGAGCUUUCUCGGGGAGAAGGUGAAGCGGGUGCUGUUCGUUCCCUACGCGCUGCACGACCGCGACGCCUACGCCCGCACUGCGAGGGAGAAGUUUGAGAGCUUGGGUUAUGGACUGGACAGCAUUCAUGAAUCUUGUGAUCCAGUGGAAGCUGUAAGGAAGUCUGAAGCAAUAUUUAUUGGAGGUGGGAACACAUUCAGACUCCUGAAAGCUCUCUACGAUAACUGUCUGAUACAGGAGAUCAGGAAAAGAGUUCUUGAGGAUGGGAUCCCUUACAUGGGGUCCAGCGCAGGAACUAAUGUUGCAACCAUCAGUAUCAAUACUACCAAUGACAUGCCGAUUGUUUACCCACCUUCCCUGCAGGCCCUAGGUUUAGUUCCUUUUAAUAUUAACCCCCACUACCUGGACCCAGAUGUUAAAAGUACUCACAUGGGUGAGACAAGAGAGGAAAGAAUUCGCCAGUAUCAUGAAGAACCAAACACCCCUCCAGUUCUGGGCUUGCGGGAAGGUGCAAUGCUGCUAGUGGAAGGAGACAAAGCCACUUUGCAAGGAGUGACAGGAGCACGUCUGUUUUUGAGGGGUAAGAAACCAACUGAACAUGAGCCUGGAACAGAUUUCAGUUUCCUCCUGAUUGACAGUAAUCUUCAGAAUCUGUAGCCUUGCAUCUUCUGCAGCAAAAGUCACUAUACUGGAAGACAAUGAGGAGGAGGGAAGAUGAUGUUCUAGUCCCAGGGUGGGUGGAGAACUUUACCUUUAUAAAUAAAGAUAAAUAUG
Indicator indicator is the source of this 858-nucleotide messenger RNA. Its product is annotated as alpha-aspartyl dipeptidase-like. The record is from RefSeq and is a predicted model, not a curated record. Gene Ontology annotation, molecular function: serine-type peptidase activity. Gene Ontology annotation, biological process: proteolysis. Lineage: Eukaryota; Metazoa; Chordata; Aves; Piciformes; Indicatoridae. The coding region runs from base 1 to 741 and encodes 246 amino acids. The transcript has 8 exons.